Sesamum indicum (sesame) is the source of this 958-nucleotide messenger RNA. Its product is annotated as small ribosomal subunit protein uS3x. NCBI's taxonomy places the organism in Eukaryota, Viridiplantae, Streptophyta, Magnoliopsida, Lamiales, Pedaliaceae. Gene Ontology annotation, molecular function: RNA binding; structural constituent of ribosome. Gene Ontology annotation, biological process: translation. Gene Ontology annotation, cellular component: nucleus; cytosolic small ribosomal subunit. The record is from RefSeq and is a predicted model, not a curated record.
AACUCUAAACCCUAAUCCAUCUAGGGUUUGCAUUUGUCGCGCGGAACACUUAAUCUCAGAUCUCCCCAUUCCCGUGCACACGACAAUGGCGACUCAGAUGAGCAAGAAGCGAAAGUUUGUGGCUGAUGGAGUGUUCUUUGCGGAGUUGAACGAGUUAUUGAUGCGUGAACUGGCGGAGGAUGGAUACUCUGGGGUAGAGGUUAGGGUUACUCCCAUGAGGACUGAGAUCAUCAUCCGCGCAACGCGCACCCAGAACGUUCUUGGGGAGAAGGGAAGGAGGAUUAGGGAGCUAACUUCGGUGGUGCAGAAGAGGUUCAAGUUUCCUGAGAACAGUGUUGAAUUGUAUGCUGAGAAGGUUAACAACAGGGGGCUUUGCGCCAUUGCCCAGGCCGAAUCCCUCAGAUACAAACUCCUUGGUGGCCUUGCCGUCAGGCGGGCAUGCUAUGGUGUUUUGCGAUUUGUUAUGGAGAGUGGAGCGAAGGGUUGCGAGGUGAUAGUUAGUGGAAAGCUGAGGGCUCAGCGUGCUAAGUCCAUGAAGUUCAAGGAUGGAUAUAUGAUCUCUUCUGGUCAGCCAGUGAAGGAAUACAUCGAUUCUGCUGUCAGACAUGUGCUACUCAGACAGGGAGUGCUUGGCAUCAAGGUUAAGAUUAUGCUCGACUGGGAUCCAAAAGGAAAGCAAGGUCCGACUACUCCUCUUCCAGAUCUAGUCACAAUUCAUCCUCCAAAGGAAGAAGAGUUUAUCAGGCCAACCAUGGUACCGGCUGAAGUUGAGGUGCAAGCGUAGAGGGCAUCAACACCUGAUAUUUGUUACUCGUGCGCAUUUACAUUCGUUCUUAGCAAUCUUUUUGACAGAUGAGAACAGUAGACACAAGUCUUUCUCCAAUUUUCAAUCUGUGACAGCAGAAUUUUUGUUGAACUAUUUAUUCUAGUGAUCUUUUUUCUGUUUGUUCUAUUGCAA